GUGGUCCCUCCACCGUCAUGUGACGCGGGCCCUCGCCCCACCCGUCUGCAGCCACUCCCUGUCUCGGUCCCAAGCUCGAGAGGGCCACGUGACACUGUCGGGGCCAGUCACGUGAGGCGCGGAUUCUGGGUGGGAGGGGGUCGGUGGAGGGUUCCGGAGUGGCAGUGAAGGAGGGAGAUGGCGGGGUGCAGGGGGUCCCUGUGCUGCUGCUGCAGGUGGUGCUGCUGCUGCGGUGAGCGGGAGACCCGCACCCCCGAGGAGCUGACCAUCCUUGGAGAAACACAGGAGGAGGAGGAUGAGAUCCUUCCAAGGAAAGACUAUGAGAGUUUGGAUUAUGAUCGCUGUAUCAAUGACCCUUACCUGGAAGUUUUGGAGACCAUGGACAAUAAGAAAGGUCGCAGGUAUGAGGCGGUGAAGUGGAUGAUGGUGUUUGCCAUUGGAGUCUGCACUGGGCUGGUGGGUCUCUUUGUGGACUUUUUCGUGCACCUCUUCAGCCAGCUCAAGUUCGGAGUGGUUCAGACGUCGGUGGAGGAAUGCAGCCAGAAAGGGUGCCUUGCCCUGUCCCUCCUCGAGCUCUUGGGUUUCAACUUGACCUUUGUCUUCCUAGCAAGCCUUCUCGUCCUGAUUGAGCCAGUGGCAGCAGGUUCUGGAAUACCCGAAAUCAAAUGCUACCUGAACGGUGUGAAGGUGCCCGGAAUUGUCCGUCUCCGAACCCUGCUCUGCAAAGUCUUUGGAGUGCUGUUCAGUGUGGCUGGAGGGCUCUUUGUGGGGAAGGAAGGCCCCAUGAUCCACAGUGGAGCAGUGGUGGGAGCUGGCCUGCCUCAGUUUCAGAGCAUCUCCUUACGGAAGAUCCAGUUUAACUUUCCCUAUUUCCGAAGUGACAGAGACAAGCGGGACUUUGUAUCAGCGGGGGCAGCUGCUGGAGUUGCUGCAGCUUUCGGGGCUCCCAUCGGGGGGACCCUGUUCAGUCUGGAGGAGGGCUCAUCCUUCUGGAACCAGGGGCUCACGUGGAAAGUGCUCUUUUGUUCCAUGUCCGCCACCUUCACCCUCAACUUCUUUCGUUCUGGGAUUCAGUUUGGGAGUUGGGGUUCCUUCCAGCUCCCUGGAUUGCUGAACUUUGGCGAGUUUAAGUGCUCUGACUCUGAUAAAAAAUGUCAUCUCUGGACAGCUAUGGAUUUGGGUUUCUUCGUCGUGAUGGGGGUCAUUGGGGGCCUCCUGGGAGCCACAUUCAACUGUCUGAACAAGAGGCUUGCAAAGUACCGUAUGCGAAACGUGCACCCGAAACCUAAGCUCGUCAGAGUCUUAGAGAGCCUCUUGGUGUCCUUGGUAACCACUGUGGUGGUGUUCAUGGCCUCGAUGGUGUUAGGAGAAUGCCGACAGAUGUCUUCUUCGAGUCAAAUCGGUAAUGACUCAUUCCAGCUCCAGGUCACAUCAGAAGAUGUCAAUUCGAGUAUCAAGACCUUUUUUUGUCCCAACGAGACCUACAAUGACAUGGCCACACUCUUCUUCAAUCCCCAGGAGUCUGCCAUCCUUCAGCUUUUCCACCAGGACGGCACUUUCAGCCCUGUCACCCUGGCCUUGUUCUUCGCCCUCUAUUUCCUGCUCGCGUGUUGGACCUAUGGCACUUCUGUUCCUAGUGGCCUGUUUGUGCCUUCCCUGCUGUGUGGAGCCGCUUUUGGGCGUUUAGUUGCCAAUGUCCUCAAAAGCUACAUCGGCUUGGGCCAUAUCUAUUCGGGGACCUUCGCCCUGAUUGGUGCCGCAGCCUUCCUGGGUGGGGUCGUGCGCAUGACCAUCAGUCUGACGGUCAUCCUGAUUGAGUCUACCAACGAGAUCACUUAUGGGCUCCCCAUUAUGAUCACUCUGAUGGUGGCCAAAUGGACGGGAGACUUUUUCAACAAGGGCAUUUAUGACAUCCACGUGGGCUUGCGAGGCGUACCACUUUUGGAGUGGGAGACAGAGGUGGAAAUGGACAAACUGAGAGCCAGUGACAUCAUGGAGCCCAACCUGACCUACGUCUACCCGCACACCCGCAUCCAGUCUCUGGUUAGCAUCCUGCGCACCACGGUCCACCACGCCUUCCCGGUGGUCACGGAGAACCGGGGCAACGAGAAGGAGUUCAUGAAGGGCAACCAGCUCAUCAGUAACAACAUCAAAUUCAAGAAGUCCAGCAUCGUCACCCGGGCCGGCGAACAGCGCAGGCGGAGCCAGUCCAUGAAGUCGUACCCGUCGAGCGAGCUGCGGAACGUGUGUGACGAGCACGUCCCCGAGGAGCCGGCCGAGAAGGAGGACCUUUUGCAGCAGAUGCUGGAGCGGAGAUACACUCCCUACCCCAACCUAUACCCUGACCAGUCCCCGAGCGAAGACUGGACCAUGGAGGAGCGCUUCCGCCCUCUGACCUUCCACGGCCUGAUCCUGCGGUCACAACUGGUCACCCUGCUCGUCCGAGGAGUUUGUUACUCUGAAAGUCAAUCAAGCGCCAGCCAGCCUCGCCUUUCGUACGCCGAGAUGGCUGAGGAUUACCCGCGGUACCCGGACAUCCACGACCUGGACCUGACGCUGCUGAACCCACGCAUGAUUGUGGACGUCACCCCGUACAUGAACCCUUCGCCCUUCACCGUUUCACCUAACACCCACGUCUCUCAAGUUUUCAACCUGUUCAGAACGAUGGGCCUGCGGCACUUGCCCGUGGUGAAUGCCGUGGGGGAGAUCGUUGGGAUCAUCACUCGACACAACCUGACGUUCGAGUUUCUGCACGCCCGACUACGGCAGCACUACCAGACCAUCUGAUGGGCCAGGGUGGCCAGCCCACCCUCUCCCAGAGCUGCCUGAGGGCGCAGCUCACUCAUGCUCCGCCGCCAUGGCUGGCUGGGGCCGUGCCAGGGCACGGAAGAUUCCCACACACCCACUCGCUCGGAAAGCCUACAAUCAUCGAACACUUCGCUGGUCAGAGAUCCCGGGGGUGGUAUUGCACCAGGAGAGCGUGAACUUGCCUGACUGUCUCAGCAAGUAUCUUCCUGUCUCCUGCUCACUGCUUUCCUGCCGUCCAGCAUCGGCUCAGGCCCCAGGCCCCUCCACCCCACUAGUGCCAGGACCAGAGGGGACGUCAGGCCUCACCCCCCGGAGAGUGACCCCCAGAGCAGUUUUCCCGCCCCUCCCUGCUGCUUUCCUAGGGAGCCCAGCUGUUGCCUUAAAUUGUAACAGGAGGGACUUUGACCAAGGCAGACACUGGGGCAAGCGCCAGUCGCAAAAUUAAGUGAAUUCCCAAAUUUAGGGAUUGGGCAGUGAGAAAAUGACCCCUUUCGGGGAGGUCUUCCUUCGUUGGGACCCUUAACUCGAUGUGCUCAGCAGUUCGUUUGGAGGAAGCACCUGUUUUCUGGAGGCGGCUGCUCUGGGCGCACCCCUGCGGCCGCGGUCUCCGUGGGGGCGGCGCCUUCCAGAAGCACAAAGCAUUAAGGUCCCACUGAUCGUCCCUGAGAUAAGUCUGACCAUACGCCCCAAUUUACAACCCCCCCCCCCUAGUUUUUAACAUUUCAGCUUCUCUCUCCUCCGGUCCGUCCCUCGUCCUUUGAUCUGCAUUGACUGACUUUCCUUCAGUUCUUACGUGCGUCUUCCUGGUGAAGCAGCCUGGUGAUGCAGGAGGAUCUUGGCGUUCCCCCCGCCACCCCAAGUUAGCUAAAAGGGCGCCCCACGAUCAAACUGCUCUACCUAACUCCGGGGGGGUGGUACAGUCGUGUCUCAGACAGAAAGAAGCGAGCCCUGAGCCAGUGACCUCGGCAGGAACGUGAUGUGGCUGGAGAAGCCAGUGUCAGGAUGAAGCUUCUUCCCGGAGGAGGGUGUGUGCCCCUCACAAACCUCUCUCAGCCCCCUGCUGCCAACCGGUCCCCAGGGUGGGCAGGACCAGGCCCUGAGGCUAUAGCGUUAACCUUAGGAAGGAGGCCUCUGGCUGUCAGUGACCUGCCUCCCUCCGGGCCGGGUGGUCCUCUGACUGGGCACCCAAAGCGAGCACUUGCCGUCGGGUAUUUGCACUUCUCCCCUGUCGACCCCCGUGCUCUCCCCUUAUUGUGUCCCCAUCCGAGGCCCAUCCUGCAGCCCUGGGGCAGAUGCGCUUUGGGACUCAAGAUGGCCAUUCCUUCGCAUUUAAGUUAUUUUUGUAAAUCGUGGAAGAUGCCUGAGGGCGUGGACGCCAGGGCCUCGGCAACACCUCUUGCCCUCUGCCUGGGGGCGCGCGUCCGUCUGUCCUUCCGUCCUUCUGUCCAUCCGUCCAUCCGUCGGGGCCAGGCCGGCCCAGGCCUUGUGCUCAGCACACUCUGCUCACUCAGUGAGGAGGCUGCUUUCAGGGUCUUUCCCACCUGACUGCGGCCCCCUCUGUUCUUCCCGUUUUCUGGCCUCUGACCAAAAGUACGUUAACUUGUACAUUUUUCAGUUUCCUUGGAUGCACUUGACUUGUGAGAUGUGGAUGGGACCCCCCCCCCCCCCAAUAACUAGUUGGGAGAAUCACAAGGACCAAAAAAGGCAAGCCCUUCUGACUGUGACUGUGUUUAACCGGCUGCCAGUGUGUUUUAAGGCAGCAUUCAGAGCUUGGCCAACAUUAAUCUUUCCCUUUAUUAAGAAAGAAAGCAGUUCCCUGAGUCAGGCAAACGUCUGGACCACCCAUCACAGGAACAACCCCCUCUUCCCAUCCCUCCCUGGAAUCGGCAGAACUAAAGUGCUGCGGAGGGACCUCUGGCCUCCAGGGGUCUGGGACGCCAGCUGCCUGCCUCAAGGCCGCCCUGGGUGAAUGCUGUUGGAAUGUACCCCCCCAGUGCACACUGCCUUGCAUUUAAGUCACCAGAUACUUUGGCCCCACUGGUGUAGCCCAGAGGCAGAUGGCACCGUGCAAAUGCCUCCCUCCAUCCGCUGGCCGCCACCGACCCAGACUCCCUCUGGAAAGGCACGUUGCUUCCUGUCCUUUGUGGGCGUCUGCCCCUCCCAGAUAAGCCCAAAGACAGCGACUGCCCCACUUGUAACAAAGUAACUGGAAGCCUCACCCCUUUGAUAGUGAGAAGCCCACGUUGUCACCAUCUCCCCCAUCACCAGUCCCGUCGCCUCCGGGUGGGAUGGCAUGUCCAUAAACAGAACCCACAGGGGGACCACGGGGGUGGCCGGAGACGGUUUUCUGUGUUUCAUCUCGUGCUUGGUGUUUCCGGUUCCCCAGCUGAGGUGAUCGGGAGCUAGGGAGCGAGAGUCCCUCCGGACCGUGGGACCUUUGCGCUCUGGGGGGUGAUUUGCUCAUGACCUUGAUUAACUAGCAGUUCCUGGCUGGGAUGGACGCUUGCUUGCUUGACCCAACCAACUCUAUGACAUUUCUGAUGCAAAAUCGCGUACUGAUGCGGCCCUCGGAGACCAGGAAGCCUCUGGAAAGGCCAGAAGCACCCUCCUGGGCCCUGCAGUGUCAAUGUACAGUGUUGCCCCCCAGCUCCGUGGACCUUGGUCACCUCGACAGUAGCAGCUUCCUUUUCUCUGUUUGCACUGUUGGUUUGUAUAGUAAUACUAGCUAAUCCUAUUGUGUACAUAAAUUGUAUUUUUUUUUAAUUUGUAAAAUUCUAUUUUUAUUUGGACUUUUGGAACUUGGAAGUUCUCAUUGUAACCGUAACACAUCAGAAUAAAAUGUCUUCAUCUGUCUCCUUCGA
This is a messenger RNA of Lynx canadensis (Canada lynx), 5669 nucleotides long. RefSeq names its product chloride voltage-gated channel 6 (gene CLCN6). NCBI's taxonomy places the organism in Eukaryota, Metazoa, Chordata, Mammalia, Carnivora, Felidae. Gene Ontology annotation, cellular component: intracellular membrane-bounded organelle; lysosomal membrane. Gene Ontology annotation, molecular function: voltage-gated chloride channel activity. The coding region runs from base 178 to 2787 and encodes 869 amino acids. Gene Ontology annotation, biological process: chloride transport; transmembrane transport. The record is from RefSeq and is a predicted model, not a curated record. The transcript has 23 exons.